Scomber japonicus (chub mackerel) is the source of this 1698-nucleotide messenger RNA. It is a transcript of the gene ftr86, whose product is annotated as finTRIM family, member 86. NCBI's taxonomy places the organism in Eukaryota, Metazoa, Chordata, Actinopteri, Scombriformes, Scombridae. Gene Ontology annotation, molecular function: zinc ion binding; protein binding. The transcript has 9 exons. The record is from RefSeq and is a predicted model, not a curated record. The coding region runs from base 1 to 1698 and encodes 565 amino acids.
AUGGCCUCAGCCUGGUCAGAAGAGGAGACCUUUGUCUGCUCAGUGUGCCUGGACACCCUGAAGGAUCCGGCCACUGUACCCUGUGGACACUCGUACUGCUUGGCUUGCAUCAAGAGCCACUGGGACAAGGAAGACAGCAAGAGCCAGUACAGCUGCCCCCAGUGUAGGCAGGUUUUCGAAUCUCGACCCUCGCUGGCCAAGAGCACUGUCUUAGUGGAAGCUAUGGAGAAACUGAGAACCAACAGCCUCAAGCAUAGGCCCUCCACAGCUGUCUCCUCUGCCCCGCCAUCAAUGCCUAUCUACCUGGAGGUCCUACCAGACACAGGACCACGACAGGGCAGCAUGUACCCUCAGCUUCCUACAGUGGCCCCCAGAUCCUGCCCUCAUCACAACCAACCCCUGGACCUGUUUUGCAAAGAUGACAAGGAGUGUGUGUGUGAGGUGUGCUGCCAGCAUGGACACAGGGGACAUCAUGUGGCCAAACCACAGGAGGAGAGACAAGAGAGACAGAAAGAGCUUGUUCAGAUGCAGGCAGAAGUACACAGGAGAGCCCAGGAGACUGAGAAAAAGCUUAAAGAGCUCCCACAUGCUGCUCGUCAAUACAAGGCCUUAGUUCAGGCCCUGGGGCAACAGAGCACCGAUUUAUUUUCUGACCUUGUCAAGAAUGUGAAUCAUACGGGCAUCCAGGUUGGUGAGCUUCUCAGCACUCAUGAGACCUCCUUAGGCAGCCAGAUUGAGGGUCAGAUUCACAGACUGGAGCAGCAGGUGGUACAACUCAACUGGAAAAAUGAAGAACUGAGCAGACUGGCUGCCAUGGAGGACCCCGUCUGCUUCUUGAAGAAUUUCCUCAUCAUGGAACCGCUGGGUCAGACUGGUGCCACAGGAGAGUCGAUACUGAUAAAGGAGGAAGCAGUAGUGGCCUCCAUCCGUUCAGCCAUGAAAGAACUACAAGAGUCAAUACAGAACCUCUGCAAGGUCACACUGGCCAAGAUCAUCACAUUAGUGUAUGAGAUGACAACAAACCCUCCACCUUUAUGCCCACCCCGACCUCAAGUUUCUGCACCCCCUCAACCAUCCCUUCUUCCUCAACCUCAAGCUCCUGUGACAACAGUGGGACUUGUGAAUCCAGAACCAAAGACUAGAGGAGAGCUGCUGAAAUUUCGCUUUGAGCCCACCAUGGACCCCAACACCGUGUAUCGCCACGUGCUGCUGUCAGAUGGAGGGCAUAAAGCUACAAUGCGGGCUGAGAACUUGAAACCAGCAGACCAUCCUGAACGCUUCCACUUCUGGAGACAGGUUCUCUGCAGAGAGCCUCUGGCGGGGAGCCCUUACUACUGGGAGGUGGAGUGGACUGGCCAGAAGAUCACCAUUGGUGUGGCCUACAAGGAGAUGCAACGUAAUAGUUCUGAUGACAAAAGCCGCCUGGGCCACAAUCCUCUGUCCUGGAGCAUGUACUGGUCCGGGACUGGCUUCUCCUUCUGGCACGAUGGCCAGGAAAAGCAGCUGGGUUCACCAAAAGCCCGACGAAUUGGUGUCUAUCUGGACCAGCAUGCAGGGAUCCUGGCCUUUUACCGCAUCGCCGACAACCAGGCUUACCUCAUCCACCAGCACAAGACCCAGUUCACUGGACAGCUGUACCCAGGGUUCAGGUUCUGGGCAGGGAUAGGAGCUACACUGACUAUUUGCCAGUUGGAUUGA